Schistosoma turkestanicum is the source of this 1938-nucleotide messenger RNA. The record is from the annotation of a GenBank genome assembly. NCBI's taxonomy places the organism in Eukaryota, Metazoa, Platyhelminthes, Trematoda, Strigeidida, Schistosomatidae.
UAGUACAUUUGUCAAUUAAAUUAUGAUAAAAAUUGGAAAUUUAAUAUAUUUAUGGAUUAUAACUUAUUCUCUAAUGCUGUUUUGUUAUUAUGUGAAUAGUACAAUUUAUUCGUAUCCUUUACAUCUAUUUGGGAGAAUUGGUUUAACAGGUGCAUCAAAACACUCACUUCAUAAUUCGUGGAAUUCAAAAUAUGCUGAAAAUCAUGAUAGCUAUCCAAAACGAAAUUACUUACAUAACGACUUAUUAUUUAAUGAUCAUGGUUCAUCCUCAUCCUCUUCGUCAUCUGAGUCAUCAUCCACAUCAUCAUCAUCACCAGCAGCAGCAGCAGCGCUAGCAUCAGCCUCGGCGUCACCUACAUCAUCGCUAUCUUCAGCAUUAUUCUUAGAUGAUCAUGUGUUUGAUUUACACAAUACUCAUUUAUCACAUGGGGAUAGAUUAGAUCCAACAAGUUAUUAUGCAGACUGGCAUCGUUUAUUAAAUGGUUAUGGUAGUCAAAGAUGUCAUAAAAUUCCGAAAAAUAUGACAUUAUGUCAAAAUAUUGGUUAUGAUGGUAUGAUAUUGCCAAAUUAUUUACAACAUGAAGAUCUUAAAGAAGCUGUUGAACAAUCACAAGUAUGGACAAGUUUAGCUCAAACGGAAUGUCAUUCUGAUUUGAGAAAAUUUUUAUGUGCUUUAUAUGCACCAGUUUGUGUUGAUGGACAUCAAGAACAUCUGAUACAUCCAUGUCAAAAUCUAUGUGAAGAUGUACGACGAAGCUGUUUACCAAAAAUGUUACAAUUUGGAUUUGGAUGGCCAGAUAUUGUUAAAUGUUCUAGAUUUCCAACAAGUGCAACUAGAAUGUGUGUACCUUUGACUCAACAAAGAAGACUUCGUUGUUCUGGUUGUGUAGAAGAACCAACAUUUGAAAGUGCAAUUAGUAGUUUUUGUAUGGCUGAUGUUGUGAUACGUGCACAAAUUGUGUAUAUUAAUAAAGAAACUACAAGCAAUAAUAGAUCUAUUCUAUUGUAUUUAGAUAGACAAGCUAGAACACUUAAACUUCCAAAAGAAUAUAUUAAUUUUGGUCGUUUAAAAAUCACUGUAGACUGUGAAUGUAAUCUUUUGAAUGAAUUAGCGGAUUCGAUGCAUAACAAACCAACCAAAUGGUUGAUUAUGGGUAAAAUAUCAUCAAAUCGAGCAGUGCUACAUGUUGAGUAUUUAUCCCGUAUCAAUCGUUCCAACCUUGGGCUUAAACGUGCUCUUAAAGCAAUGAGACGUCCGCCUUCCCAAUUAUGCAAACUACCGAUUUCAGACAGAAUGACAUCAACUAAUCCAAAUAAUAAGCAGUUAAAUACACUGUAUCACACCAAAUCACCACCAACUAAGCGAUCUAAUACGAUGACCAUACAAAAACAUGCAAAUCAUCCAAAUAGUUAUGUAUAUUCACCUUCGUUUUCGUCGUUAAAUAGCUCGAAUAUUGAUCGAACAAACCGUAAAAUCCCAUCUUCUAUGUCAUCUUAUCAAAAUUCACGCAAGAAACAUGCAACACGUCGUCUUUUAGUACGUCGUAGUCAAGGUACAUUGAAUAGACAAACAGAAAGUAAAUACUUAAAAAAGGUUAACAGGAGAAUCAAAGACCUGUACCCAGUUAGAUCACCUUUGAAUGAAGAAUACUCAACGAACUCAUUGCACUUUCAACCAUAUACACAAUCAUCCAAACCAAGUGAAAAGCUACCGAUUGAAAGUGAAAAGGAUUUAUUCGCACCUCAAACAUUAUCACCAUGGUUAAAAUAAUUUUGCUUCCAUACUUUAUACUUAUAUACGCACAUAAUGUCGUAUACAUUAGUAAAUAUGAUCAUAAUUGUAUUGUUUGUUCUGUUACAUUCUAUACAAAAAUAAAUGACAUUUUAACCACUAUAUAAUUAGCGCAUACAUGAAAUCAUGCUAAAAAAAUCACUACA